CCUCCGUAGGUCACGCCCCGCGUUUAUCUAAAUGAGGAAGAAGUUGAAUUAAAAGUGAAACAAUGUAACGUUAGAUAUACACGGACUCGGGAGCGUGUACAAUUCACGUGCGUGUUCAUAAACAAAGAAAUGCCCGUUCUCAGCUGAAAACCAUGUUUCACUCUCGAUUUCUGCUGCUUUGUUUUUAUCUGUUAUAUUUCUGCGCAGCGUUCCGCGUUAAUGCAACGUCUCCUCCGAGAAAUGCGAAAUCUUCUGAUAAUCUGCACCACAUAGACUCCCCGGAGCAUAAUGCAGGCAGCACCGGAUACAGAGGAAGGUCCACUGAAGGUCUGGAGGGGUUUGAACCUGGAGAUGUUGCUCCUGCGUUCAAGGUGCAAACUCUGAACGGAGUGUUUCAGUACAGUCCUCAGAACGACUCGAGGAGCGCGCUCAUCGUGCACGCGUUCACCAAUAAAUCCGCCUUUCUGGAGUGUCUGUGGACGUGGAACGAGUCUCUGUCAGACCUGCUGAAAUAUCUGCCGGCCAACACUGAAGUCCUGCUGCUGUCCCUGGAUGACACUGCGCAGCAGGACGCCCUCUGGAUGAAAGAACAGGUGUACACGGCUGCAGCCCAUGGAGGAAAAGAGAUCUUGUCCAGACUGCAUUUCUCUCCUAUUCCUGUGUUUGCGCUGGGUAACUGGUUACCCAGAGUUCUGUACUCGUGGGGAUGUGGAGGACACAACUGCGGCCUCGCUCAGGUGCUUUUCUCCUCUCCAGACUGGAGUGCACCGGUGAUCGCCAAGCGUCUCAAUGCCCGAUACGACUGGCUGAAUGGACGCUGGGGUGCAGAUCCUUACAGACUGCUGGAUGCUGGUGAUGGUUGUAAACCUGUAGCAUCUGUCAAAGGUGCAGUGGCAUGGGUAUCUGAGGGGGGCUGCUCUUUCUUCACAAAGAUAAAAACCAUGGCUGAAUCUAACGCUACCGGAGUGCUGGUGUAUGCAUUACCUGGGCAUCCCAUACAGGACAUGAACUGCUUAGGAGACGAUUGUUCCACCUCCAUCAACAUUCCUGCGUCUAUGGUCCAUAUCGAACCAUCUGUCAUGGAAGCACUGCGAAAGGGGAACCCUGUGAAUGUGACUAUCCAGGUCACACCUUCUCCAAACUUCUUCUUUGCGAUCAACCAGAAGGGGGCGCUGUCUGAGAUGGGCUGGUUUCUCUACCCCUCCUUCAGAUUCAUGGCCUGGCAGGCGCAGUGGUUCAUAUUCAAUGAGGCUCUGCAGGAGCACCUGAGUCAGCCUGCUGUUAUAGUGCCUGUGUUUGAUCGUCAUCUGAUGCAGGGAGAGACGGGAGCUCAGGCGGUGGUGGAUCUGCCUGAAGAUUUCAUGGAUUAUGAUAUUCUGGAAUUGGAUGCCUCCCUGUCCUGUCCCGGCCGCAGGGACGAGACAUGUGCUCACUGGGAUCACACCGUACAGCUGUACGUAUGCUGCGAUCGCACCAGCCCAUACUGCAACCUGGAGCUCGGGCGCUGGAUAACAGCCUUCCGCAGGGGCACGGGUCAUUGGCUAACGGAUGUUUCUCCUUUGAUUCCUCUGCUAAAUGACAAGAAAUGUGUCUUCACCAUGAAGACUGUGCCAUGGGCCAUGCCAUGGAUGACGUCUCUCCAGCUACGCUUUAGUCACAGCAACCAGACAGGUAAUUACUCCGACAGACUGUACCCUUUCAAGGUGAUGUCACUGUUCCCUGGGGGGACGUUUGACAAGGACUAUAACAGCAGAUACCAGGAGAUCAAGUUCACUCUUCCAGCUUCAACAAAGAAGGUGGAGUUAUAUGCCGUUAUCACGGCUCACGGGUCUGACGAGAACUUCUGCGGUGAAUUUUGUGUGACAUCACAUCAUUUCCUGAUCAACAGAUCCAUCAAUAACACCCUUGUGUUUGAGACAGCUGGAUCACCUCUGGGCUGUGCCAUGCGGGUUUUUGAAGGAGCAGUGCCCAAUGAACACGGGACCUGGCUGUACGGCCGUGGAGGCUGGUGCGACGGGCUCCAGGUGGAUCCAUGGAGGACUGACAUCACUUCCCAGCUGGACAUGAGUGGAACGAAUUCUGUCCUUUACUUCGGACUCUUUGAAGGACGCAAUCCAGAUCCAAAGACUAAUCCGGGGUACAUUAUUAUGUACUCAUCUCUAGUGUUUUAUAAAUGAUUUAUGAUUUUUUUUGCCAGUAUAACUCAUCAUUAUUCAGAAAUAUUUGGUAUUCCCUAAUGCUGCUUAUUUUUGAAAGGUAUUUUGUUUAUAAAUGCUUUGGCAUAAUUCAGUUUAGACAGUGAGAUUAGACAGUAAAUUGACAGAUCUUUUUCAAAUAAAUGAUGUCUUAAGAGACACACAUCAGUCUCUGUUAAAUCAUUUUUUUUGCAUUACUAGCUGUGUGUACUAAAUCACUGACCUAGUAAGCUGCAUAUUUAGGCAGCAUUUUAAGGCAUCAUAGAUGCUCUUAAUACAAAGUCUGUUCCAAAAGAUAGCAAUUAUGAUGUUUCCUAAGAUACUGUACCUUUUUUUUCCACUUGUGAAGAAAGAAAUCCCAUAAUGCAAUCUAAAGAUCUCAGUAAAAAUACUGAGUAGUAUCUUGAAAUCUAAAUCCAUUUGAGUUAUGAUGUUGGGUAAGAAGGCAGUUGUCUAUGUAGGCAGCUUACUAGAUUUAGGAACGCUGUUUCACGUAGUGCUCUUUAGUAAAAACUAUCAUCAGUCAUUCUUCUAAAGUCUUGCGACUCUGAAGUUUUUUUUAUUGUUUUCUUCCGUGUGAAAAUUAUGUGCAAUUACACACAUCUCCUGUAGCUCCUUAACUUCAAAUGAAGGGAGGAGCAGCAAACCUUGAUCUUCAUUCUUCAGUGCUUUUCACUUUCAAGGCGCUUGAAGUCCCUGAUUUUGAGGACCGACCCUUUGUCAAUAAGAGAUUGUUUUUGCCCAGCUACAGUAGUUUCCACACUUGACCUCUUGUCUGAUUUUAAGCAUUAUAACAUGUACUGUGUUCUGUAAUUGAAAUGCACCUCCUAUGAUGGCUGCACACAAUAGAACAGAACAUUCUAGUUUUUGUCAAAGUUUGGAUUCUGUAAAAACUCACUACAUCAUUUUGAGGAACAAAAACAUUGGGAAUGAUUAUACUCUUGCUUUGAAGUAAAUGGUUUUUUGAAUUGAGUAACUUGUGCAUGAAGGUUAAGGUUCAUGGAACUGCUAUCAAGACAAUCGAGGUCUGUGAAGUCAGUUACAGGAAAUAAAAACUGUAUGUGGCCACUUCC
Molecule: messenger RNA, 3268 nt
Organism: Carassius auratus (goldfish)
Lineage: Eukaryota; Metazoa; Chordata; Actinopteri; Cypriniformes; Cyprinidae
Gene: ngly2
Exons: 12
Coding region: 153-2177 (674 amino acids)
Molecular function (GO): oxidoreductase activity, acting on paired donors, with incorporation or reduction of molecular oxygen, reduced ascorbate as one donor, and incorporation of one atom of oxygen
Source: RefSeq, a predicted model, not a curated record